UACACAAACCAGGAAGUAAACAGCAACAAGUGAAAAUGGAAAGUAAAGAUUCAAAACUAAUAAAGAAAACGGGCAGGAAAACCCCUAAGUACUGUUGUAUUUGUAAAGGAAUUUACAGAGGAAAGGUUAUUGAUGGGAGAAAAGUGUCAUUGCACCGUUUUCCUCAGAACAAACGUUUAAAACGUGUGUGGGUGCAGCGAUGUAAAACGGUCAUGAGAUCGUUCCAGUGGAAUGAACACAGACGAUUGUGUAGUGAGCAUUUUGUUGGCUUCAGAGGACCUUCAUUCCAGCAUACACUUCCAUCUAUGUUUCCAACUGAGACUGGUGCUACCAAAACCUUCCAGCCAACGCUCCUUGAUGAAGACGUAGGUGAUGAUGAUGAUGGUGAUACGGUCAAUGACGAUUUAGACCUAGAACUGUCAAAUGAUGAUAGUAUACAGCCACAACUGUCAUUUGUAUCCCCUUCCGGGCAUGCCAUUGAUACCUCUGUCCACCUGCAUGAUUACUGCAUGGGACCAGUACUACAGCCACAGAAUCAGUCCUUUAGAUGUUGUGACACACAGACUGAGAACAACUGUGCAGUGAUGGAAGUACAAACUGAAGAAAGUUUCCUGGGAAAAACAGCAGACUUCAGUUCACAAACAGAACAUUCUACUAGAGACUUUGGUGUACAAUGUCAGCUACCUAUGCUCACAUAUGAUGACGUAAAAUACAAUGACGAUUUGGUCAGUUUUUACACCGGAAUCCCUAAUCGAGUUGUGUUUGAAGCUUUGUUUGAUGAAAUCAAGGAUGAAGCUGAAGUGCGGACAUCAAGGCGGAAACUUAACUAUAAAGAUUCAGAUGGAGGACGGCCAAGAACUCUAAGUGUUCUGGAUGAAUUUUUCAUGGUGCUGAUGCGCCUACGUCUAGGUCUGUUAUUUGAAGAUCUAGGUACUAGGUUUUGCAUAUCCACUUCACAAUGUAGUGACAUUGUUGAAAGAUGGAUCAACUAUUUACAUGUACAAUUAUCCUUUCUUGUUCAAUGGCCAUCUCGUGAGGUAGUGAAAAAUAACAUGCCUGAACAAUUUAAAGAGAAAUAUUCUAACACUAGAAUUAUUAUCGACUGCACUGAAAUUUACAGUGAAACAUCCAGUUCUCUUUCUUUGAAAAGUUUAAUGUACAGUGAUUACAAGUCUCACAUGACUCAUAAGAUUUUGGUGGGUAUAAGCCCAAAUGGUGUUGUAACUUUUGUUUCUGACUGUUGGGUGGGCUGUACCAGUGACAAGAAACUCACAGAAAAAUGUGGACUCUUGGACUUGCUUGAAGAAGGAGACGCCAUAAUGGUUGAUAAGGGUUUCACUAUUACAGACCUUACUACUCCAAGAGGCAUUCAUCUCAUUAUUCCACCAUUUAAACAGAAAGGAAAACAAUUCUCUAAACGUGAGGUUCUCCUUACAAAUGAUAUUGCAAGUUUACGAAUACAUGUUGAAAGGCAAAUGGAGAGAAUCAAGAACUUUCGAAUAUUGCAUGGCAAUAUUCCUAUAACACAGUCAAGGAGAAUUUCUAAAGUGUUCAAAAUAUGCACAUAUUUGACAAAUCUAUGGCCACCACUUGUUCAAUAAUAACUCAUG
This is a messenger RNA of Mya arenaria, 1610 nucleotides long. RefSeq lists its product as uncharacterized. The coding region runs from base 36 to 1601 and encodes 521 amino acids. The record is from RefSeq and is a predicted model, not a curated record. The transcript is spliced from 3 exons. NCBI's taxonomy places the organism in Eukaryota, Metazoa, Mollusca, Bivalvia, Myida, Myidae.